AUGGAUCCCAGUUUGGACACAGCCAGGCGUCUGUCAAGUUUUGCAGGCGGACGCAUCGUCGACAGCGCAUUUACCAUAGCCUUCAAUGAGAGGUACGACCCCAUCGUUGAAGCAAGCCAAGCGGGGACCAACACAGGAGUCAAGGAAGCAGGCAUUGAUGCCCGGUUCUCAGACAUCGGUGCCGCAAUCCAGGAGACCAUCGAGUCCUACGAAAUUGAGCUCAAUGGCAAGACUUGGCCGAUCAAGCCGGUGCGGAAUCUGAACGGGCACUCCAUUGGCCCCUACCAAAUCCAUGGGGGCAAGUCAGUGCCAAUUACCAAGAACCAGGAAUCUUCCAUCAUGGAAGAGGGUGAGUUCUAUGCAAUUGAGACUUUCGCAUCAAAUGGUAAGGCCUAUGUGGUGGAGGAUCUUGAGUGCUCUCAUUAUAUGAAGAUCUUUGAUGCGCAACAUGUGCCGUUGCGCGUCAAGAGCUCCAAGGCCCUGCUGCACGCCAUCGAGCAGAAUUUUGGAACCUUAGCGUUCUGCCGGCGCUGGCUAGAUGAUUUGGGACAGACUCGCCACUUGAUGGCUCUCAAGAAUCUUGUGGACAACGACAUCGUCCAGCCUUACCCGCCUCUUUGCGACGCCAAGGGCUCGUAUGUCACACAGAUGGAGCAUACAAUUCUGCUGCGGCCGACGUGCAAGGAGGUGAUCUCCCGAGGUGAUGACUUCUGA
Symbiodinium pilosum is the source of this 714-nucleotide messenger RNA. Lineage: Eukaryota; Dinophyceae; Suessiales; Symbiodiniaceae. The record is from the annotation of a GenBank genome assembly.